Messenger RNA from Schistocerca cancellata (South American locust), 4447 nucleotides. RefSeq lists its product as uncharacterized. The transcript is spliced from 6 exons. The coding region runs from base 375 to 1604 and encodes 409 amino acids. Lineage: Eukaryota; Metazoa; Arthropoda; Insecta; Orthoptera; Acrididae. The record is from RefSeq and is a predicted model, not a curated record.
CCUUUAACGGAGGUUACUGUCCGGAUGGCUCCAGUAGUUUGUGCUUUGCCUCUAAUGAAGUCGCCGGAAAGGUAAGCCGCGACCUUGUUUCCGCCUUUCCUCGAGCGCCUCGCGGGUCGGAUGUCGUAAGGCGGCAGCUGUGCAGCACAGUGCGGCGACUGCGCGCCGGCGCGCGUCGCGGUCGAUACGUCAGCAGCUGGGGAGUGGAGGGGCGCUGAGCGGCGCAGAGCCAGUGCGGACGUCCGCGCGAAAAGUUCGCCAGCUGAGCACGACGGCGACCGACGGCGGCGCGCGAGAGCAACACGCAGCAGCAGCAGCAGCCGGCAGGGACGCCGCACCGAACGACGCGGAAACUGCGACUCGGCUCAGAGAGUAUGUCGCCCGAGCCGGACCAGGCGGUGCCCGCGGACGUCGGCGAAGUGAGCGCCAGCGCCAAUGGCAGGGCGGAGACGGGGUGUGCCGGCGCGGACCUCGAAGCAGAUGCUGACGCCUACUUGCGCCUACUCCUGCGGGAGGGCGUCGACGUACCGGCCCACACGCAGGGUCCGCCUCCAACGGAGCCGCCCCCGUGGCUGGACGAAGAGAAGUUCCGGCUUGGGCAGCGCUUCGCCACGGAGCACCUGUUCGGCCUGGCCUACUCCGAGAUGUUGUCUCUCAUCAUCCUCUUCUCCUUCCCGUCGUCGCUGGAGCCGCUCAUCUUCACUGGGAACUCCGACACGCCCUUUAAGGCGUUCAAGCGCUACCUGUCAACAGGCAUCAGGGUCCUGGCGUGGUUCGAGGGCGAUGUAUGGGGCGGCGGGGGCGGCGGCGAGGCUCGGCGGCAAGUGGGGACUGUGCGCGCCAUGCACGAGGCGGUGCAGCGACGCCUGGGGGCGACGCCGGCGCCGGAGCGCGAGCGUCGCAGCCACGUGGCCGGCCCGCUGUGGGCGCCGCUCACCACUGCCGGCAUGCUGGGAGGCGGCGCCGGGGGCAGCGGGGGUGGCUGCCCCUGUCUGAGGGCCGGCGUCGACGUCAACCAGACGGAGAUGGCGCUGACUCAGUUUGGCUUCGUGGGCCUGAUGCUGCUGCAUCCGGACCGGCUAGGUGCACCAGAUGCCAGCGAACGAGACCUGGAGGGCUUCGCGCACAUGUGGCGCGGCCUGGGCUACCUUCUGGGCAUCGAGGAUCGCUUCAACCUGUGCUCCGGCGACCUAAACAGUGUCCGCCGCCGCUGCCAGCUGGUGGUGGAGCGCCUGGUGGCGCCGAGCAUGGAGCGCGUGACGGCAGAGUGGGAGCACAUGUCGCGCUGCAUGGUAGCGGGCGUGGCGCUGUACGUGCCUGGGCCCCCGUUCUCGGUGUCUCUGUGCUACCUGCUGGGGGAGCUCCUGGCUCUGCGCGAGCCGGCGGCCCGCCUGCGCGCCGCGCUGUGUCUGGGCGACCGCCUCACGCUUCUCUUCGUGGGUGGCCUGCUGCGCUGGUUGCUGCGCUUCGCGCCGCUGCGCAGGCUCUACAACUGGCUGCUGAGGCUCGCCAUGAAGCGCGCGCGCCACGCGCCGCAGCACUGGCUCAGCGCAGCCGAGGCGCGCCGCUACCCGUACCAGCAGCCGGCCAUCACGCAGCUGUAGUUCGCCGCUCCACCGCUGGCUGGCGCUGGCGCCGGCUCCGCCGCACGACGCCUCGUCGGGAAACGAACACGACUGACCGUGUGCCCGCGCGGAUGUCAGAGGCACGAAGUAGACGUACGGCAUUGUCGGCUGAGACACCCCAAGGGGCAGUUCAGCUGCCUAAUUAAAAAGAUUUUAUUUUGUGAAUGAAUCUUUCACUCUGCAGUGAAGUGUGCUCAGUUUUGAAACUUUGUAGAUUCAAACGGCCAUUUGGAUUGGGACUCGAAUCUGGAAGUUCGUGUUUCACUAGCAAGCAGCAGAUGGGUUCUUUCAGGACAGAUUUCAGGCUGUGAUGGUGGGGAUCGUGAGUAGUGUAUCUAGAUCCAGUUUGCGGAUAAUCAGGAUAUAUGAGAUGACUUUUCUGCAGCAUGGGUGGGUGGGCUGUCCGGAACCCCUACAUUUGAACCGAGAGUGAUGGCACAAAUCAUUUGAAAUGUUUAGCUUAUGUCAUACAACAUUUAUUUUUACGAUUAUUUUAGGCCACAAUUUUUCUACUUUCGGCCUACAGCGUGAAAUAUGUCUUGUAGUGACACGAUUGCGAUAGUGACACUGCUCUACAAAUGGCAUUCGUGAACAUCCUUCAAGAAAUACAUUCACGCGUACAAAAUGAGCGCAAAAUUUACUGAAUGAGCAAACCGACAUCAAACACAAAAAAUAUGCUGAAAACUUUAUUGAUACAAAGCAGGAAGAGAGAUAAAAUAAACAAACCAGAGACACUAAGUAACCCUCCUCCAUAGAAACGGCAUAAACAGUACACAACAAAAAUAUAACAGCAAGAAAACACCACAAAUCAUAGACCAUAACAAAAUUACUACUUAUAAAAUAAAAAUAAAACGUAAAAAUCACCAAAAAAACAAAAGACAUUUCAUGUAAAAAACGUAAUUAGAAUAAACCUAAGGAAAUACUCAAAACAUAACCGAAUUUCUACACAUCACCAACUUCUGGUGCUAACUAUGUAAAUAUCUCUGAUCCAAGUUGUCAGGAGGGAAAAAACGCACAAAAACCUGACUUAUCAUAUAUCUAAAAGUCAGACGUAGAAUUACGCCCACAAAGAACAUACAAGCAACGUGUAAAUACAAAGUGCAACAACAACAGCAUGUGGCAGCAUCGAGAUUACAUGUAAGGUAAAAACACCAGUCAUGUGUAAUACCUCUCAAAACAUAGUUAUAGUUCAUAAUAUUAAGGCUAUCGACUAUUAAAGUAUUUACAGAAUGCAAGACGAUGGCAAUAUGCCGCAAUGAGCUCAUUGUGAUUUACGCAAUAAAAAAAUGUAGAGAGCAAUGUACCUGGCGUAUUUUUAUCGCAAUGGUUUAAUUAUUGUUUAAAUAUUUCUUGUUUAUUUUAUUGCACUAAAUAAAGCCUGCAUCAUUCAACGAUUUAUCACACAAAAUCACAUAUUUUUCUGUGGUUGUUUUCAAUGAUUAACAUAAAUGAACUGUUAGAGAACUGAAUUUCAAAUCCUGAAAAAUUAUACUAUCUCUUAAGCAAGAAAAUUUCCACAUGAAACUAAAUUCCAGGGUUUAAAUUUCCCCCAAAAAAAGGUCUGCAAAACUGAUUAAUUUUAAGUAAUAUUUCCAAGUGUUUUGUUGUAGAAACAGACGGAGCCUCAUCACAACUGUCCUGAAGUUCUCCCCCGGAAUGAUGCUUUUGUUCGAUACAGAACUGUGAUCACUGGCUAUUGUAAAAUCGUCCUCUUUACCGUCUAUUUCUUGAUGUAUAUCACUGACAUCUUCCUCUAUUCACCGAUAAAAAAAUUUCAUCGAACUCAGGAAAGUUGAAAACUGACAUGUUCCUGAGAACACAUUUUGUACUAUGGUACCGUACUGAAGAAAACAGUUAUGUCCUUCACGAAGCAUGGUCUAGCAGAUCCUAACACCUCUCAGUAACACGUGUCGACAACAAAGAACGAAGGUGAUAACGCAACCAACAGCAAAACAUUGCAAGGUUGACAAUUUAAGGAGAAUAGGUGGAGUAUAGCAGCAUUCCGCUAUGACUAAUCUUGAAAAAUUUUCACCCGGUCUAAGAGACCAAACCUUGUUCAGAAAUUGUCUGGGCAGGGACCUAAGCCGCAAGACAAAGAAAGGAGAGAGACCAGCGGAAAAACUUUCGCAGUUCCAGACGUUCUCUCUGCAUUCCGUGCUGAGUGCGGCUUUGUUGUGGCUGUACUGCUCGCCAAAUGUUGCCUAUCUUGUAGUCCGAUAUCUUCGCUCGAUAAAGAACAGAAUUUCUUUUCGUUAUAUGUCACAGUUACUGCACGAAAUUUUAAAGAGUUUCCAGAGGUCUAAAUGCAUUGCUUGAAUUUUGCGCAUGGCUUAUUUUAGCUCAUACAUUGUUAUAUGUGAUCUGUAGAUAAGACAUCGAAAUUUUAUUUAAAUUUUUCAGCAGAACGAUACGGUGUUUCGUUCUCAAGUUAAUGGUUUUUGUAUCCAGCAGACAGUACCGCGCAAUGCGCCCAUUUCCAUCUCUGCGCAUCAGGAAUCGUGUGGUCAUAACAACAGUCAUAUUUCGUAAGCGGUUCAAGAUAUCAAAACGAGGGUUGUUUGGAAAUAGUAGCAUGCAAAGAGACACCUAUGUGUUUUUGAUAAAUACUCUAUACCUUUUUAUUCUAAAAGAUAUGGAAGUAGCUCGUUCGCAGCGGGAAGAUGUUGGCGGAACAGGACGCACAAACAUGACAGUAGCGCCUCAGGAAAACCCAGAGGCCGCAUUUAAACAGGUCCUCGGCAUCUGGGGAGCAGUGGAACAUGACGAGUUAACUCGUCCACACCACUUAAAGGGCUAAUUUUCAGCCAUGACCAAUGUUGGUA